AUGGACAAGGUUUAUGCAGGUUAUGAAAAUGUGUAUUCAUUCAAUGGGACAAGGUUGCCACAAGUAAACAAAACACUAUUCUUCCAGGGGUUAGAAGGUCUAAAUUACUUGAUGGCAGAGACAAAUGGUACUAAACCAGGUGAACCAAGAGUGCCAGGAAAACAGCAGUCUGUGAUUUCAUUCACCAAGAAACAUUUACCAAAUAUAAAUAUUUGGAGGGGUGAUGGGUUUCCUGCCAAGGUGUUCUUCAAUGGAGAAGAAUGUACUCUUCCAACAGAAUUUACUAUAAGAGUAGAUCUCCAGAUUGACCAGAAAAGACUUGAGAAGUCGUGGCCCAAAAGGUAUCAGUGGCUGGCUAUGGCGAGCAAACAGAUGAGGUAUCAUAGGGGUUUUAGUGAGAAGGCCGAAGGAAGGAAGAUGGUGCUGUUGGGGAAGGCCAAAGAUGCCAGCUUGUGCAAUGGAAACUCUUGCAUAGAAAGUGAGAGACAAGCACUUUUAAGGUUUAAACAAGACCUUAAAGACCCUUCCAACCGGCUUGCCUCUUGGGUUGGUGAUGGAGAUUUCUGUACAUGGGCUGGUGUUGUUUGCGACAACUUGACAGGUCAUGUCCUUAAGCUCCACCUUUCAAAUCCUUUUGUUUUGUCAGAGUACCCCUCUUUUUCUGAACAAGAAGCGUAUGAGAGGUCGAAGUUGGGUGGUAAGAUAAACCGCUCUUUGCUUGAGUUUAAGAAUUUAUUUUACUUGGACUUAAGCUUGAAUGAUUUUGAAGGAAUUCCGAUUCCUAGUUUUCUUGGUUCUAAACAGAAUCUGAGAUAUCUUAAUCUCUCUGAAGGUGGAUUUUCUGGAAUGAUUCCUCACCAACUUGGAAAUCUCUCUAAUUUGCAAUAUCUUGACCUCCAUUCUGCUUCUGCAAGUAAGCUCAGUGUUGAGAAUUUCGGUUGGCUAUCAAAUCUUUCAAGGCUGGAGCACCUUGAUUUAAGUGGUGUUCAACUGAGUAAAGCUUCUGAUUGGUUGCUGGUUCUAAUAAUUUUGAAGGUCCCAUUCCUGAUGGACUUCAAAACUUUGACAUCUCUUAGAUACCUUAAUUUAUCUUCCAACCAUUUCAAUUCUUCAAAACCCAACUGGCUGUACAAUUUUAACCACCUCAACUACCUUUCUCUCAAGCGUAAUAGCUUGGUAGGUAAAAUUUCAGGAGUUCUUGGAAACCUGACUUCUAUCAAUACUCUUGACCUAUCAUACAAUACACUGGAAGGAAAAGUUCCAAAAUCAAUGAGAAAACUAUGCAACUUGAGGUCCAUCUCUUUUUCGGCUGUCAAUCUGAAUCAAGAAAUUUCUGAAAUCUUGGAUAUUUUGUCAGUUUGUGUCUCAAAUGUACUGGAGUCCUUGGAUAUAAAGAGUAGCCGAAUUUUCGGGGAGAUAACUAGUCAACUUGGGCAAUUUAAGAAUUUGAACACCCUUCGUUUAAGUUACAACUCUAUUUCUGGUCCUAUUCCAGUAUCUCUGGGAGAACUUUCGUCUUUGAAAUUUUUAGAUCUUUCCUACAAUAAAUUGAAUGGAACUCUUUCUGAAAUUCAUUUUGCUAAUCUCACAAGAUUGUUGGUUUUCUACGUAUCCGAGAACUCAUUAACAAUGAGAGUUGAUCUUGAUUGGGUUCCUCCUUUCCAACUUAAAGUUUUAGGAGUGAGAUCUUGUCACAUAGGACCUCAAUUUCCGUUGUGGCUUCAUUCACAAAAGUUUUUACAGCAUUUUGAUAUUUCUAAUUCAAGAAUUUCAGAUACCAUUCCAAUUCAUUUAUUCAAAUCUCCUUCUCAAUAUAUCCAUGUAAAUAUCUCCCACAACCAACUCAAUGGGGAAGUUCCAAAUUUGAGAGAGGCUACUCAUCUUGAGUCACUCCACUUGAAUUCAAAUAAUUUGUCAGGUUCAUUGCCGCUUAUAUCUGUCAAUAUGAAUCAACUUGAUCUUUCCAACAAUGCUUUCUCGGGAUCCAUUUCUCAUUUUGUGUGUCCUGGACUCAUCAAUGAAUCUAACGAAAUGCGGAUUCUCAAAGUUGGAGGAAACUUCUUGUCAGGAUUCCUGCCUGAUUGUUGGAUGAAUUGGCAAAACUUGUUGCUCUUGAAUUUACGAGAUAAUAAAUUCAGUGGUAUUGUUCCUACUUCCUUGGGUACUUUAACUUCCCUUCGGUCACUGUACCUUCGCAAAAAUAAUCUCAGUGGAACAAUUCCAAUAUCAUUAAAGAAUUGUUCAGAGUUGCUAGUGCUUGAUGUUGGGGAAAAUGAGCUUGCGGGAAAUGUUGCAUCAUGGAUUGGAGAAGGAUUUUCGAAAUUGAUGAUUCUCAAUCUUCGUUCAAAUAAGUUUGAUGCCGUUUUACCCAUGGAACUUUGCCAUUUAGCUUCUUUACAAAUCUUAGACCUUGCUGAUAACAAUCUCUCCGGAGCUAUACCAAGAUGUAUCGAUAACUUUAGUGCCAUGGUGACAAUGAACUCUUCAGGAAACAAGAUAGAAUAUGUGUAUCAACCGCAUACAUCCUAUUUAAAUUUAUCUAUACAGAUGUUUCUUGAGGAUGCUUUAGUUGUUGUGAAAGGGAAAAUGGCUGAAUAUAACACCAUUCUUAAUUUGGUGAGAAGAAGGAUUCCGGAGAGGAUUGGUGUUAUGAAAUUAUUAGAAUCCAUUGAUUUUUCUUCAAACCAACUUUCAGGUGAAAUCCCACAAAGCAUUUCAAAUCUAAAUUUUUUGAGUCAUUUGGACUUAUCCAACAACUUAAUUGGAGAAAUUCCUUCCGGCACUCAAAUACAAAGUUUCGAUCCUUCUUCUUUCAUUGGUAAUGAGCUUUGUGGAUCUCCACUUUCUAAAAGCUGUUCCGAGAGGGUUCCAACACCUGAUUAUGAAAAUGGAAGAGAAAAAGAUGGCAAUGAAGAUGAAGUGGAAUGGUUUUACUUUUACGUAAGCAUGGCACCUGGAUUUGUAGUGGGCUUUUGGAGCUUCAUUGGUUCUUUACUUCUCAAUAGAAGAUGGAGGUACACGUAUUGCAGUUUCUUGGAUCACCUUGGCCAUAAAUUUUGUAGUGUUGUAAGGCUAUUUUGCUAG
This is a messenger RNA of Pistacia vera, 3084 nucleotides long. Its product is annotated as receptor-like protein EIX2. NCBI's taxonomy places the organism in Eukaryota, Viridiplantae, Streptophyta, Magnoliopsida, Sapindales, Anacardiaceae. Gene Ontology annotation, molecular function: protein binding. Bases 1 to 3084 code for a protein of 1027 amino acids. The transcript is spliced from 5 exons. The record is from RefSeq and is a predicted model, not a curated record.